Messenger RNA from Mya arenaria, 3051 nucleotides. RefSeq lists its product as uncharacterized. Lineage: Eukaryota; Metazoa; Mollusca; Bivalvia; Myida; Myidae. The coding region runs from base 67 to 1755 and encodes 562 amino acids. The transcript has 8 exons. The record is from RefSeq and is a predicted model, not a curated record.
CUUUCAAUGGCUGAAUACAGCAGUUUAUAUUUUUGAGCUGGAUGCUGGUGAUACCAUACGGCGGAAAUGUCUAAUUGUCCCCAAAUAGCGGCACGGGAUGACCCCGACAUUACGCUUUCAUCGUACGACACGGGGCCGGGAACCAUAGUAGUAGUUUCAUGCUCGGGUUUCGGACGACACGUGGAUGGGCCCACUAGGCUGGUCUGCAACGGUGGCCAAUGGUCAGACACUCCUAGCACUACAUGUAAAAGUCAGUUGGACGACAAGGAGUCCUUAUAUCUUGGGAUUGGCCUGGGGAGUGCAGCCCUGGUAAUUGUGUGUAUAUUCUGGGUCUGUGUGGCCUACUUCUACUGCAAACAUAAAUGGAGAAGGAGGUAUAACAGUAGCUUUGGCAGCGAAUACCGAGAGGACAAAAUACGGCAACCAAUGCAUGAUUUCUUCCCGACAUCACAUCCCUGGGGACCGCCACCUGGCUACGACAGUUUUCCGUACAGAAGUAGACGGGGCUACCGUUUCCACGACAACCGGCGAUACGGUUAUUACGGCAACAACGGAAUUGAUUUCCAUAAAAACCGCGGUUACCAUGACAAUGAAGGUUUCAAACGCGGAAGUUAUUCUGAUGUCUCAAGAAUUUCUAUCCGAAAACAUCGACACGAUUGGGAUAAUGAAGAUUACUUUGGUGACAAGAAGUUUAGGAGAGGAAGCUUCUCAGAUCGUUCAAAUGAUUCAUUCAGACGUCGUUACCAUGGACACAGAAGACAUUCUGAUGGCGAAAAUAACUAUCGAAGGACUCGGCGGUUUUCGGACGGGGAUUUAGGUUAUCACCAAAGAACUCGCUUUUCGGGUGGAAACAGGCUUUUGGAUGACGGCAGGCAUUCAUUUGACCGGAAUUAUAGUCGACAUAGACGCAGAUAUUCAGACCCGCUGUACUACGGCCCGUACGGCCCACCCGUAGACAAGUACUAUGUCUCCGAGCCCAGAAUCCCGUACCGCACGCGCCCGACAGUGAAGGUUUACGAAUAUGAGGUGGAAGCGCCGCCAUACAGAGAGGAAAAGAUCAUCGAAUAUGUCCACGAGCCGGUUCGUAGGACCCCACCCCCGACUGUGACGUAUGUAAAACCGCGACCAAUCGAAAUCGUCGAGGAAAGGCCAAUCAUCAUAGAAUCUUCCCCGCGAUAUGAACAGAUCAUCAUCAAGGACGACAGGCCAAGGCUAGACAACGCUAGAUACGUAAGCGAUCGCAGAUCGGGGUUCGAAUCGGUUAUUUUAGAUGAUGACCCAGUCCACGUUAAAUAUGACGUCAGAGCUGGGCGGAGGACAUACACUGACGUACUUCCGGCUGCAAAAAUUGUCGAAUUAGACGACAUAGAGGAGUUAAUGGUCCCAAGGGAGGUCCCGAUCAAAUCCGGGCACUAUGAGGCCACGACUGUAGAUGGAUCAACUAGUAAUUAUUUCUUCGGGAGGCAGGAUUUCCAUAGAUCCUCAAGAAAUGGUGAAAGCGCACUUCGCAGAUCCGCAUAUAAUGGAAACGGCGACGUGAGAAAUGGGGAUAGCGCUUUUCGUAGAUCUACUUAUACUAGAAACUCCGACCAAAAUUUGCGCAGGUCAACUUAUGGUGGAAAUGAUCUAAGAGGGACCAAUCUAAGAGGGACCCAAAAUGAGCUUGAUCACGUGCUCUACCAUGGAAAGGGGAAAGUGACCGAAAUUUACGAAGAUCCAUCGGAGUACGCAUUGCCUAAAGCAAGGAUCCUCUAGAUAUUUGGAUGAUUCAUUCAUAAAAUCAAAUUUAAUCCUUAAUCACAAAGCUGCUACUUUAAAAAUGCGAUGUAGUUGUUACUGGGCGCUGUAACUUUAAAAUUGCGAUGUAACUGUAAUAGGACGUUGUUACUUUAAAAUGCGAUUAAGCUGUUACAGGGUGCAUUUACUUUCAAAAAUGCGAUGUAGCUGUUACAGGGCGUUAAAAGAAGUUGUAUACGAAAUUAGGAGGAAGCUGAUAACGUGUAAUAUUAAAAACUAUCUGGGAAAUAUCGCUUUAGUUGUAAAGGAGCGCUAUGAGAAUAUAUCUAUAAAACUCGAUGUACAAGGCUGUUACAAAGUUUCUAUGAAAGUACACUUAGUUGUUACAGGGCGCUUUUACAAAUUAUCUAUGGAAUUACACUGUUGUUGUUACAGGGCGCUUUUACAAAUUAUCUAUGGAAUUACACUGUAGUUGUUACAGGGCGCUGUUACAAAGUUUCUAUGAAAGUACACUUAGUUGUUACAGGGCGCUUUUACAAAUUAUCUAUGGAAUUACACUGUAGUUGUUACAGGGCGCUGUUACAAAAGAACUUUUAAAUUACACUGUAUUUUUUAGAAGUGUGGUUUUUUUCUACAACUUCUUUCUACGACUGAAACACUCCCCAUCUAUUUUUCUGCAUAUCUACACAUUAAAACAACUUAUAAGUCUUUAUAUAGAUCAUGAGUUGCCAUAUUUAUAUCUUAGUAUAAUGGGUUUCUGAAUGAAAGUUUAAACAGUAAAUCUGACUUGAAUGUGGACAUUGUAAAUCGUACUCAUAAUUGUAUAUGUUUUAUAUCAGAUUCCGUAUAACCACAUUAUCUCAAUCUUCUAAAUUGAGGACAUUUUAUAAGUGAUCGUUCUUUACGGAAUGUAUCAAACGAGAUUCUGACGAGAUUUUAACAAUUUAAGUAAACGAGUUUAAUUAAGUCCAUGUUCGAUGACUACGAAUGUGAUUUUCAAUUUACACCGUAAAUAGUUCAUUAUUCAAUCAAUUACGUACAGAAAACGUCGCUUUACAACACACGCAAUUAACAACCCAAAUUUAUGACGACAAGCGUUCUAACACAAGUUGUAUCAAGAAAAAUAAAUAAAUUGACGUUUUUUUAUUUAGGCAACAGCAUGGAAUUACAUUGAUGCUGGCAUAUUGUAUACAUCUCAAACAAUAACCUUUUAUAUAUUUCUCUCCGGUAUAUUGUAUAAAUUUCAAAUGAAAAUGUAAUAAACAUAUCGAAAACAUUUCACAUUUGAUGUUCUGGCCGAUUUUCUCGAAACAU